Messenger RNA from Triplophysa rosa, 1947 nucleotides. RefSeq names its product annexin A14 (gene anxa14). The coding region runs from base 260 to 1246 and encodes 328 amino acids. Gene Ontology annotation, cellular component: cytoplasm. The transcript is spliced from 13 exons. NCBI's taxonomy places the organism in Eukaryota, Metazoa, Chordata, Actinopteri, Cypriniformes, Nemacheilidae. Gene Ontology annotation, molecular function: calcium ion binding; calcium-dependent phospholipid binding. The record is from RefSeq and is a predicted model, not a curated record.
UUGAUGCACACAUCCGUCUGUGAGAGCAGCGUGGUGUUGCUUGUACUGAAACAGAUUUAAGAAUAAGAAGUCAAUAGUUUUAAGGAAAGUAGUAAUUGUUAUACGUUGUUGUAAGUGUAAAACCUUGAAUUGUCUUAUUUUUGAAUUUUUUGGGUUUUGAGCUCAAAAAGUGUGGGUCUAAGAUUACGAAUACAAAUUGAAGAUUAGUCUCAACUGACUGAAUCCCAGCCCUGGGCACCGGAUUCCUCAUAAGGUUACCAUGGAUACAGACGAUAGCUCAAAUGGGAUAUCCGCAUACAGUGAUAUGUGUGAAUCGAUGUGGUGGGGCACCCUGGGGUCUGUCCGCCCCUUUCCCAGUUUUCAUCCAGAGAGGGACGUUUCAUUCCUCCAACAAGCUCUGGAACAGAAAGAUGUGAACACCAUUGUGAGAAUACUGACCAAUCGCAGUAAUGCUCAAAGACAAUCUCUGGUCCGGGCCUACAAGUCCUUCUCGCAAAAGGAGCUGGAUGGAGGUCUGAAGAAGGUUCUGUCCGGUGAUGUGCAGUCUCUGAUAAUGGGUCUUAUGAUGACACCAGAGCAAUUUGAAGCACAUCGCUUACACAAAGCCAUGGAGGGUGUUGGUACAGAUGAAGAAAUCCUUUUGGAGGUUUUGUGUACAAGGACACCACAGCAGCUCUCUGACAUCACAGCUGCAUACAACCAAGAGUUUAAACAGGAUUUGGAGACAGACUUGCUCAGUGAAACCAGUGGAGAUUUUUCAAAGCUCAUUAUGGCUUUGUUGAAGAAAGGGAAUGGGCCAGCAGUUGUUGACCAAGACUUAGAAACUUUUUCCGAGGAGCUAAAAAACAAGAAACCUGCGGCUGAGAUUUGGAUCAAUAUACUCACCACACGAAACCCAGACCACCUUAAAACUGUGCUGAGUAAACUGGAGAUUGAAUUAGACCAGACAGUGGAUGAAGCUUUAGAGGGACAUUUUAAAGGGCUCCUUUCAGGAGAUCUGAGAAAGGGCUUAAAGACACUAGUACACUCUAUACAGAACAAGCCUAUGUAUUUGGCCCAGCGGAUCCAAAAUAUGAAAGUACCAUUGCUCCAGGGUGUGAUGGUGUCUCACAGUGAGGAAGAUCUGCUGAGCAUUCGAGUGGCGUACCUUCAAGCAACAGGGACGUCCCUUUACACUGCCUUACAGAAGCAGUUCAAAGGUGAACUCCAGCAGGCUUUGUUGGCUAUAUGCCGUGCCGAAGAUUAGGAACACAAAUACGCAGCAGAUGUGUAAAACACCGGGGGUAUAUAUUACAACUGAUAAACGUCUGUGUACAUACAGUGAAAGAACACUUUAUCCAUAAAGAGCUGUUAAACAGGAGAUUUGCUUAGGAAAAUAACUAAAUAAAACACAUUACUUGCCAUUUUAAAAUCUUGUUUUUUUUAUAAAUCCCACCUUUAUUAGUUGCCUGUAAGAGCUUAAAGAGGACGGGAACAGAUAAGAGAUCUCUGACCCACAGUCAAGCUGUUAAAUAUGAUGCAAACAGGCGAGUUCAUGGUGAUCCAAACGUUUUCUGUUAUUUUAUGGAUUUGAUUAGAGGAACGUGUGUAAGAUUUCUUCAAAAAGAUACAGAGGUGUCAUAAAAGAUACCGAUAGAAGAAUUAUUAAUGUUCACAGUUACAAUAGUUCAGCAUUAGCUGGAUUGUUUGAAUAUUGUUUAUUGUCCCUUAAAUAACAAUUAUAAUUUAAUGAUUUGCAUGCCCUAAAAUGUGUGAAGAUCAAAACUACAGCAUGUAGAAGUUUGCUUUUAAUUAAAAAUCAUGUAAAAUGCUGUGUAGCUUUUGUUACUUUUGUAUUGUUCGUUUAAUCUUUAUUAUGGGUUAUUAAUAAUAUGGCAGCAAUUCCAAUUCAGUUUUCUGGCACCGCUGCUCAUCUUCUUCUCCACCUCUGAUUCCUAUUAUCUGUGU